GGGGAAAGGCCGUUUUAUUCGCGUGUAAUCUGAUAAACUGGAUAUAAAGCUGAAUGAAGGAGGCAAUCAAACUCGGUAUGAGUCAUUAUUUGACUGUGAAUUAUUCUUAGGCGCUGUCACAUAGGACUGCACGGCUUGGUAAUGUCGCGAUGUCAUCGACCAGAACCAUAUAGAUGAUGUUGAGUUGAGCUUACAAAUUCCAGAGAAAAUAUGUGAAAAAAGAAUUCGGCAGCUGAUAACUCUUGGAAUACAGAAAAUAUUCAAUUGAGCUGGAAAUGCUUCACAUUGAAUAUAAAAUGGCCUGGUUGUCCUCUACCGAAAUCAAUCUGUACGGAUACAAACACAGAACAACAGUUCCGAUCUCAAUCUCCAGUUUCUCAACAAUACUCACCUCUAAUUCAAGUUAACAAAUCAAAUGAACAUGACAACAUCUCGCAACGUGACCGCCUUUGGCGUCGGCAACAUGGGAGCCGCCUUAGCUCACGCCCUGCUCAAAGCCGACACCAAAGUCACAAUCUGGAACCGGACUGUUGACCGACCACAAGUCCAGUCCGUAUUGAAGGCUGGUGCAACUCUCGAGGCGGAUGUCAAGGCUGCCAUUUCCGGAAGCAGCGAUAUCCUACUCUUCUGUCUUAUCGACUAUGAUGCCAUGUACAAGACACUUGAGCCCAUCAAGGGAACUAGCGAUGGCCUUGCCGGCAAAACAAUCGUCAAUGUUACCAAUGGUACACCUCAACAAGCGCUUGAAAUGAGAGACUGGAUCAAAGCUCGCGGUGCAGCACGCUACUUUGACGGCGCAGUGCUGGUUACGCCCCAGAUGGUUGCGACGCCACAAUCCCUUCUGGUCUACAGUGGCGAAUCCCAGGAGACCUUUGACAACAUCAAGACAAUCCUACAGCCUCUAGGAACUCCUCUAUACUACGGGCCACAGGUUGACGCGGCAGCAGCGCAGGACCUUGCGAUGCUGGCAACCAUGUAUGGCAUGUUCUAUGGCGCCUUUGUCGGCUUCGGCAUCUUGAAGCGAUCCGGCCAAGGCCAAGAUGUUAAAGUUGCUCCAGGAACUAAACAAAUCACCAUACCCGUUAUGGCGGCCCUGACAGAAUACUUGGGCCUACUUGCGGAUGUGAUUGACUCGGAGGACUGGGCUUCCAAUGGCGGCAACCCUCUGCUCAUGCAGGUGGCAGGUGUAGCUAACAUUAUUCAGGCUGCAAAGGAUGCCAAUGUCAAUGCUUCGGGUCUGGAAGUACUCGCUGAAGCAAUGGGUAAGGCAGUGGAAGAUGGUUGGGCGGACGGAAACGUGGCUGCGGCUGCCAAGUUCAUUUAAAUCAGACAGCCCGGUCGGACGCAAUGAAUAAUAGGC
Molecule: messenger RNA, 1360 nt
Organism: [Torrubiella] hemipterigena
Lineage: Eukaryota; Fungi; Ascomycota; Sordariomycetes; Hypocreales; Clavicipitaceae
Source: the annotation of a GenBank genome assembly